Coniophora puteana RWD-64-598 SS2 is the source of this 1304-nucleotide messenger RNA. RefSeq names its product PLC-like phosphodiesterase. The record is from RefSeq and is a predicted model, not a curated record. Gene Ontology annotation, molecular function: phosphoric diester hydrolase activity. Lineage: Eukaryota; Fungi; Basidiomycota; Agaricomycetes; Boletales; Coniophoraceae. Gene Ontology annotation, biological process: lipid metabolic process. The transcript is spliced from 9 exons. Bases 222 to 1190 code for a protein of 322 amino acids.
CGCUCUUUGAUCCGUGUGCUCUUACGCUCCCUGACUUAGUUCCCUCUACUCGCCGUUUGUCAUCCCCGCGCCCCGGGACUUCUGUGCCGUGGGCUGCGUCAUUCGCUCGGAAAGGAGCCGGUCAUGGGAAGGAUUAUAGAGGGGUCGUCCACUCCUUCCCCUCAGCAGUCGACGGACAGUGGACCAGGAUCGACAGGCCUUUCCAGAGAUAAUCACUCCAUAUGGGUUCAGCAUCAACACCCCCCUUGCCUGAGUGCUGGGGACACCGAGGGGCGUCUGCGGCCUUCCCAGAGAAUACGCUGGCGAGCUUCGAGGCGGCGAUAAGAGAUGGUGUCGAAGUGGUUGAGACAGAUGUGCAUGUAUCUGCGGACGGAGUCUUGAUCAUGUUUCACGAUCCCGACUUGCGGAGGACGACCGGGUCGAUAGGCAAGAUCAAGGAGCGCAACUGGUAUGGGCCAGACGGCAUGGAGCAUCUACGCACCCUCAAGCAGCCCGCGCAAUCCAUACCCACCUUCGCUGAAACAAUCGCCUUGUUCAUGCAGCCCGAGAACCGACACGUCAAGCUCAACGUCGACGUUAAAAUCUGGGCCGACCCCGAGCGCGUCUUCUCCCUUAUGCACGACACCCUCGCCUCGCAGCUACCUGAUUGGGAGACCGAGCUCGCGCCGCGCAUCAUUCUCGGCUUGUGGCAUCCCAAGUUUUUGCCUUACGCAAAGAAAUACCUCCCCUCGUGCGCGCGCUUGCAUAUCGGAGCGAGCACAUCAAUCGCGCGGAAGUACUUCUGGGACGAGGUGGAUGUGUUUUCCAUCAACUAUGGUGUGCUGGCUACGGUACAAGGUCGGGCAUUCAGGAGGGACUGUCUCGCGGCGGGAAAGUCGUUCCUCGUUUGGACCGUGAACGAUCCCAGACACAUGCUAGAAGCUACGAAAUGGGGAGCAAAGGCGGUUCUGACCGACUACCCCGAGCGCUGGCUGCGGUUACGAGAAGAGAUGUCGCGUCCAGGUGCUCGCGACACGAUGCUAGCGAACAACGGCUUCCUGCAUAUGUGGACGACGCCCCUCCUGUGGGUGCCCGCUGUGCCAGGGAUAGACGUGCUUGUUCGGUACAUGAUUCAGAAGAACGCGGGUUCGCUCGAUGAGGUGUCGGCAUUGGCGUCGGCAAAGGAUGAUGCGGCAGCACCAGUGGCGUGAGCGCUCAUAAGGCAUCAUAUAUCAUAGAUGUGUUUCAUUGAUUUAUACCCAUGUAUGCUCACGAUUUUGUAUUGAUCGUGUUCUAGAAUCAGGUAUUGUCUGAUUGUAAAGCCG